Procambarus clarkii (red swamp crayfish) is the source of this 1086-nucleotide messenger RNA. Lineage: Eukaryota; Metazoa; Arthropoda; Malacostraca; Decapoda; Cambaridae. The record is from RefSeq and is a predicted model, not a curated record.
AUGGGGCGCCCCAUAGGUGAUGAUCCAGCUCCAGAGAGGAUCAACACAGAGGUGGACAGAACCUACAGCAGCAGCCUGGUACAAGCAGAGCCCGGCCAGCAGACCUACAGCAGCAGCCUGGUACAAGCAGAGCCCGGCCAGCAGACCUACAGCAGCAGCCUGGUACAAGCAGAGCCCGGCCAGCAGACCUACAGCAGCAGCCUGGUACAAGCAGAGCCCGGCCAGCAGACCUCCACCAGCAGCCUGGUACAAGCAGAGCCCGGCCAGCAGACCUCCACCAACAGCCUGGUACAAGCAGAGCCCGGCCAGCAGACCUUCACCAGCAGCCUGGUACAAGCAGAGCCCGGCCAGCAGACCUACAGCAGCAGCCUGGUACUAGCAGAGCCCGGCCAGCAGACCUCCACCAGCAGCCUGGUACAAGCAGAGCCCGGCCAGCAGACCUCCACCAGCAGCCUGACCUCCACCAGCAGCCUGGUACAAGCAGAGCCCGGCCAGCAGACCUCCACCAACAGCCUGGUACAAGCAGAGCCCGGCCAGCAGACCUUCACCAGCAGCCUGGUACAAGCAGAGCCCGGCCAGCAGACCUACAGCAACAGCCUGGUACAAGCAGAGCCCGGCCAGCAGACCUCCACCAACAGCCUGGUACAAGCAGAGCCCGGCCAGCAGACCUCCACCAACAGCCUGGUACAAGCAGAGCCCGGCCAGCAGACCUCCACCAGCAGCCUGGUACAAGCAGAGCCCGGCCAGGAGACCUCCACCAGCAGCCUGGUACAAGCAGAGCCCGGCCAGCAGACCUCCACCAGCAGCCUGGUACAAGCAGAGCCCGGCCAGGAGACCUCCACCAGCAGCCUGGUACAAGCAGAGCCCGGCCAGGAGACCUCCACCAGCAGCCUGGUACAAGCAGAGCCCGGCCAGCAGACCUCCACCAGCAGCCUGGUACAAGCAGAGCCCGGCCAGCAGACCUACAGCAGCAGCCUGGUACAAGCAGAGCCCGGCCAGCAGACCUCCACCAGCAGCCUGGCACAAGCAGAGCCCGGCCAGCAGACCUCCACCAGCAGCCUGGUACAAGCAGAGCCUGGCCAGUAG